CCCGGGGCUGCGACGCGGGACUCACCAUGGCUCGGCGCCGGGCGGCGUCCGACACUGGACGGGCGGGGCCGGGCCAGCCGCCGCCUCCCUCCCGGCGCUGGAUCUCGCCGGGUCUGGCUGGAGGACAGCUUGGGCCGAGCCGGCGGCUCAGCCCGCUCGGGCUCCCAGGCCGCGGGGCCCCGCCAGGGAGGGCCGAGACGGCCGCCCGGCCCCGCCCUGCAGCGCCCGCCCCUACCUGGGCACGGGACCCGGAGCCGAGACGCCCUCUCCGGCGCAGGGCUCCCGACCUCUCCCCUCGACGUCCGCAGCCACUCCGCCCCGCUAGCCCGAACCCUCUUCCCGCCCCGCCCCGCCCUCCAGCGGCUUGCGGCGACCCUGACCCUCGGAGGCCCGCCCAUCCCGAAACGCCCCUCUGUUCCCGCCAUCGCCGGGCUCUGUCUGGAUCCCCCUACCGCAGCGGCGAGCGCGAGUUCCCGGGGGUCCCCUGCCUAGGACUGAGGCUGUCCGGCAGCCGGAAGCCCUCCUCCAUCUCCAGGCGUGCGGCUCUUCCCUCCGUCGCCAGGCUUCGGAAGGUCCUGGAGCUCAGAAGGACCGGCACGCUCUGGUUGCCUGUAGAUGGAGCGGAGGGCCGAGAAACCAGCGGGUUCCCCCAAGCCCUGGCGUCUGCCGGUCCUUCUCCUCUCCCUUCCAUUUCCAUGGGCUGUGAUCCUCCAUCCUCCAGGAUGAGUCCCCAUCCAGAAAACCCCAGUGAGACUCUUCAGGUGCUUAGAAGAGUCUAGAGUGAGCACGGGGCAGCACAAGGAGAACCUGCGCAAUUUCAGCUACCUGCUGUCCUCUCACUGAAUUUCCUGUUGGGGCGGAGACAUCACACAACCCACUAACUUCACUUGCUCUGCUUUAGCAGCAAAUAUAGAGUUAAGGUCUUGGUUUGAGACAGAACCUAAGAAAGCUUAUUCGGGGAAGAGCUACGGCUAUGCUGAUCAUCAGGCUCCUGGGGG
Molecule: messenger RNA, 998 nt
Organism: Nannospalax galili (Upper Galilee mountains blind mole rat)
Lineage: Eukaryota; Metazoa; Chordata; Mammalia; Rodentia; Spalacidae
Product: basic proline-rich protein-like
Exons: 2
Coding region: 27-779 (250 amino acids)
Source: RefSeq, a predicted model, not a curated record